This is a messenger RNA of Kuraishia capsulata CBS 1993, 1485 nucleotides long. RefSeq lists its product as uncharacterized. The transcript has a single exon. Gene Ontology annotation, molecular function: transcription cis-regulatory region binding; DNA-binding transcription factor activity. Gene Ontology annotation, biological process: positive regulation of transcription by RNA polymerase II. Lineage: Eukaryota; Fungi; Ascomycota; Pichiomycetes; Pichiales; Pichiaceae. Gene Ontology annotation, cellular component: nucleus. Bases 1 to 1485 code for a protein of 494 amino acids. The record is from RefSeq and is a predicted model, not a curated record.
AUGGCUGAUAACGUGGUGUUGAAAUGGCCCACUCCGAAAUCGCGCCGCUCAAAGACCAAUUUAUUGAGUAAUAGACCUUUGAAAAUUCCCAAAACCAGAAAGGAUAAUUUGAAGAUUAUAAGCCACGCAACACGGGAUCCAAAGAACGAUGAGAAACAAGGGGCCUUUGAUAUCUCGUCAAGCUUGAUAAAAGAUCUGCCCUCAACAAAACAUGAGCAACACUUGUGCGAAGAAUCCGUUGUCAUGAGCAUUGCUCCAACACGCAAGUUUGAUCUGAGCACCUUGGACGGAGUCGAAAUCGACAGCACACCUACCGUGACAGCUCAGAUCUCUCGGUGGAAUCCAAAUGCGCCGAUACCGAGAACCGUUUUCGACGAGACUGAAAAAGUUCUCAUGAACUUUUCGGAUUGUGUGACGUACAUUUAUUCUACGAACAUGGGGUUGACAUGCAAUUCGAUGGUUGGAGAAAUAUUCCGAGUGUCAUAUUUCGAUAGGACAAAACUACCUUUCAUUGAUAAUUUGAAUCAGGUUUUGUUAAAGCAAAAACCGGCUGUUCUUAUGCUCGAAGAUUCUUCGGAAUCAAGCAAGGCUAAGGCCAACAUGCAAUCCUUCUGGGUGGACAUGUACUUGACGUAUUUCAAGUCGUUGGCAAUACACAGCUACAAGAAGCCGUUGCCGUUUUUCAAUCGCAUUGCUAGAGCUCUAGAGCAUAACUAUGACCCUUUGUCGACAGAAUCGCUCAACUGGGCUUGCCUUUUCUGUUUUUAUGACUCGCUGUCUGCCAUGAUGGCAGGCAGAUCUCCUGCCAUACCUCAAAUAUACCUGACUGCACCCUCCCAAACCCAGCAGAGGCAACACGACAGCAGUCUUAUGGCAACUGUUGGAUGCCCCGAAAACAUUGCGGCUAUAAUUGCCGAGUUGGCACACAUAAUAGGCAGCUUGGGAGGGUUCCCGAGACUCAAUAACGCCAAAGAGAAGAUUCAAGUUCCCACUCAGGUCUGGGACAGAUUGCAGGAUCUCAUUUUCGAAGCCCAUACGUCCACGCUUGAUCAGAGAUUUGAGCUUGAGGGCGAGGUGGAAGACAUCAGCAUCUUCGAACUGAUUCACGACUGCUGGAGAUGGGGGACGUUGAUCUAUAUAUACUCUGUGUUUUUCAAGGAUUCCGCGGAGAAGAGCCAGAAGAUGAGGACUCUUAGAGACAACAUUCUGGGUACCAUGAGGGAACACUCUUUGGUCAAAACCAAACAGCUCUUGUGGCCCCUUUUUAUGGCAGCGUGCCAGAUUCCCGUGGAUGAUGUCAAGAAUCAGAUGUUUUGCUUGCGUUUGUUCAGUUUGUACGCUGAGACUUAUGGACCUGGGAUCUUUCUGGUGGCAGCCGAUGCGCUAGCAGAGAUAUGGAUGAGCCGCAAAGCAUCAGAAGAAAUUUUUUGGUGGGAGGUCACCAGUGACAUGUAUAGGAACGGAAAGGAAAUCCUAUAUGCGUAG